GCUCCGCAGCGCAGCAUGGCGCGGCCCGAUCUCGCCGCCAGCGUGGAGGCCGUGCUGGGCGACCGCGGCAACGCCAACCGCGUCUUCGAGAUCCUGGAGCUGCUGGCGGCCGAGGAGGAGGAGGACGCGCUGUGCGCCGCGCGGACCUGCCGCCGGCUGUUCGCCGCGCUGCUGCGGCGGGGAGAGCUGAUGGUCGGCAGCCUGCCGGCGGAGGAGGACGUGCCGAGUGGGAUCUGCAGCGCCGAGGAUAAAUACAAGAUAUGGAUGAGGCACCGCUACAACGACUGCGUGGAGUGCUUGUCCGAGCUGCUGGGCCACGACUCCUUCCAGGUGAAGGAAUCGUCGCUCUGCACCCUCAUGAAGUUCGUGGAGGUGGAGGCAGAAUGCCCGCUGGUCGCACAGCAGUGGCAGGGCGGCGUUUUUCCUCGCCAUCUUCUGAAGGUGGUUGUUAAUGGCUUACUUCCCAUACACGAGGAUGCUUCACUGCUGAUCUCUCGCUUCCAAGAAUACAUGGAGUACGACGACGUUCGGUACUUCGUCAUGAAGGCGGUCACUGAGAGCAUUGGGCAAGUGAUGCAAAAGACAAAAGAGAGGCCGCUGCCAUUUUACCAGCAGAACGUAUUUUCCCUCAUUUCACCCAUUAACAUGCCGAACAAGGAGCGUGACAUGGUCAAAUUUAUGGUGAAGCAAGAUAACCAGAAGGAAUGGAAGGUGUCAAAGCUGCAGGCACACAAGCAGGCGUUUGAAAGAAUGUGGCUCACUUUUCUGAAGCACCAGCUACCCAGUGGCCUUUACAAAAAAGUUCUUGUUAUUCUGCAUGACUCCAUCCUGCCUCAUAUGAACGAGCCCACUCUCAUGAUAGACUUCUUGACAGUGGCCUAUGGAGUAGGUGGAGCAAUUAGUCUUCUAGCCUUAAAUGGAUUAUUUAUUCUGAUUCAUCAGCAUAAUCUGGAAUACCCUGACUUUUACAAAAAGCUGUACAGCCUUCUGGACCCUUCUAUAUAUCACGUGAAGUACCGAGCCCGCUUCUUCCAUUUGGCUGAUCUGUUUUUGUCUUCAUCUCACUUGCCAGCAUACCUGGUGGCAGCAUUCAUAAAGCGCCUGUCCCGGCUGGCCCUCACUGCUCCUCCCGAGGCUCUGCUCAUGGUCAUUCCCUUCAUCUGUAAUCUCUUUCGGAGGCACCCGGCCUGCAAAGUGCUGAUGCACAGACCAAAUGGGCCUCAAGAUUUGUCAGAAGAUCCGUAUAUCAUGGAGCAGGAGGAGCCAUCUGAGAGCAGGGCUUUGGAGAGCUCUCUCUGGGAGAUCCAGUCUCUACAAAACCAUUAUCACCCAGAUGUGGCCCAGGCAGCUGCUAUCCUCAACCAGUCGCUGUCUGAAAUAGAGGAUGACAUAUCGGGGCUCUUGGAGCUCUCAGCUUCUGAGCUUUUUGACAAAGAAAUAAAGAAAACAUCUGCUAAUGUGCCGCUGGAAUUUGAGCAAGUACGAGGUUUGUUUGGGAAGAAAAAUGAUAUCUUUGCAGAACACUUUGCUUUAGAUUGAUGAGAUCUCUUAAAAACACAUCUGCACAGCACACGGAUCUUAAGGACCUGCACAAAACUCAUGUGUUUUGCUGGACAAUUCUGCCUUUGAAAUAUCUAAGUGGUGAAAGCUGGACUGCCUUCGAAAGGAGUGGCCUUCUUCAGUGACCUUUUCCAGUAUCUAUGUAUGGACUUUCUUUCGUUGUUCCUCAUGUCCCAUGCUUGCUUAUUGCUUCCUGGUGUUUUGGAGGGGUUUCCCCUCAGAGUAAUGUUUUCUGGACUUGUUCACUGUUGGGAUCCCAGCCCUUUUCUCAGGUGCUGGCUGAGAUCAGCGACUGCACUGACGGUGCCUUGCUGCCACUCAGAGGGUCUGAGGGGAAGGGUGGUCUUGCUUCUGUGUCUCAGAUGUGUUCAUUUCAUACAAGAGCCAGCAACCAUUUUUUAGUGAGUGACCUCAGUAGGUAACUGUAAACAUCAUAUUCUAAUUAUACAUUUUUUAAUAUAUUUACUUUUAAACUCACUUCAGGGAGAUGAUUUAGCUUCUAUACAGUGGUCUUAACAUGCCCAUGUUGAUACACGGAAAGGUUUGUCAAAAAGUAUCUCUCAGAUGAUGCUCAGUAAUUCCAUGUAUGAUGUGUUGCUGAUGUUCCUUCAUGUACGUUCAUCUCAUGCUGUAAUGUUUCUUAGUUCAAAACAGUCACGAGCUUUGGAAAUGAGCAUAAUCAUGGUGACUGUGUAGGGCGGCCAACUGAUGUGCAGUGGAAAGUAGUUUAAUCCUUGAUUUUUUGCUUCAGAAUGAUAAGCAGCUUAAUGUAGUUUUGCUCACAACCUGCAGACACUGCAGAAGCUGUGGCCAGUAUGUAUGCAGGUGCUAAUUAAGUUUUAACUACCCCACUGAUAUUAGAAUGGCUUUGUUAAUUUGGAUUUUUCAUACGUUCCGGAAGUCAUGCAGAAAUUCCUUCUGAUAGUGUUUUCCAAGGUGUUAAGUGCUCUGCCUUGGUUUGAGGUAAACUCCUUGUUAAGAAUGCAGAUGAACUCACUCAGGACCAUUUUUCUAAUUAUUUUCACCGACUUAUUGUUAUCUCAUUAGGCUUCAACUCUGCUUUGAAAUCAUGUUUUGUGGAGGGAGCUAGGCCAAGAAAGCUCAUUUCUGGCAGACAAAUCUGUUUAAAUCAGGAAAAUCCGUAGCUGUCAGGCACACUGUGUUAUGUUUUCUUCAUCCAGUUGUCUUCAUGCUUUCUAAACAAGACAAACAAGAGCUCUGCCUCUUUUCCUUUUCCUCUGGUACUUUUUAACUCUGAUGAGAUGUUUUCAGGACUUUUUUUUCUUCCCCCCCCUUUUUUUUUUUU
Phasianus colchicus (ring-necked pheasant) is the source of this 2866-nucleotide messenger RNA. RefSeq names its product nucleolar complex associated 4 homolog (gene NOC4L). Gene Ontology annotation, biological process: ribosome biogenesis. NCBI's taxonomy places the organism in Eukaryota, Metazoa, Chordata, Aves, Galliformes, Phasianidae. The record is from RefSeq and is a predicted model, not a curated record. Gene Ontology annotation, cellular component: nucleolus; small-subunit processome; Noc4p-Nop14p complex.